CAAUAUACUUGACAUUUCUCCACAUUUGACCGGAAUUUGAGGAAAAUUAUUUAUAGAAUUUAAAGAACUACUUCUUCAUCGAUCAAUUUUAUAUAUUAUUACUAGAGAUUUUGAGUUUCCAUGAUCUCUGGAAGAAGGGUUUUCAACAACCUAAUCCACCAUUAACGACGUAUACGAGAGAUAAUGUCGAGUGACAAUGAAUUGGACGAGGACGAGCUUCUUCAAAUGGCGCUGAAAGAGCAAUCUCAGCGAGAUCUUAAUUACCGGAGACCUUCCUCCGCCAACAACCGCAAACCCGCCGCCAAUAACGCUCGGACUCAACCGAAGAAAGCCUCUGUUCCUCAGGUACCCAAGCCCGACGGAGGAAGAGGAGCAAAGGCGAGAGUUGUGGUGGACGAUGACGACGAUGAUUCCGAGGUUGAAAUGCUUAGUAUUUCAAGUGGUGAUGAUGAAUCCACCGACAGAGAUAAUUCUCGACCUGGUGCUGUGGGUUCGAGGUCUCGUCCUGGGGCUGGUAGAGUUUCUGGGAAGGAUGACGAUGGCGGUUGGGAUGGAGAUGAGCCCGAUCGUUGGAAACGCGUUGACGAGGCUGAGAUUUCUCGAAGGGUUAGAGAAAUGCGAGAGACAAGAACAGCUCCAGUUGCUCAAAAAUUCGAGAAGAAAGCAUCAGUUGUGGGUAAGAAGGGAUUUAAUUCUCUACAAUCUUUCCCUCGUGGUAUGGAAUGUGUUGAUCCACUUGGUUUGGGUAUAAUUGAUAACAAAUCGCUUAGGUUGAUAACUGAGGCAUCAGAAAGUUCUCCAUCUAAGCAGGAAAGAGAUAGUCAAGAUCAAAACCUUCGUAUGAAGUUGUUAUAUUGUUCUGAGAAAUUUGAUGCAAAGUUGUUUCUAUCUCGGAUUCACCAAGAUACUAGUGCAGCAGAGCUACAAAGUGGUGCUCUUGCUUUGAAGAGUGAUCUUAAAGGACGUACUCAGCAAAAGAAAAAAUUAGUAAAAGACAAUUUUGAUUGUUUUGUCUCGUGCAAAACCACAAUUGAUGAUAUUGAGUCGAAGUUGAGACGGAUUGAAGAAGACCCAGAAGGAUCAGGUACUUCAAAUUUGUUUAAUUGUAUUUCUGGAGUGAGUUCAUUGGCUAAUCGUGCUUUUCAGCCUUUGUUUGAGAGGCAAGCUCAAGCUGAGAAAAUCAGGUCAGUCCAGGGAAUGUUACAGAGAUUUCGUACAUUAUUCAAUUUGCCAAGUACUAUUCGUGGGAGCAUUAGUAAAGGAGAAUAUGAUUUAGCAGUUAGGGAAUACAAGAAGGCGAAAUCGAUUGCUCUGCCAUCUCAUGUUGGAAUACUCAAACGUGUUCUUGAAGAGGUUGAGAAAGUAAUGCAUGAAUUCAAAGGUAUGUUGUAUAAGUCUAUGGAAGAUCCAAAUAUAGACUUAACAAAUCUUGAAAACACUGUGAGAUUGUUGAUGGAGCUGGAACCUGAUUCAGACCCAGUUUGGCAUUACUUAAAUAUACAGAACCAAAGAAUUCGUGGUUUGCUAGAUAAGUGUACCUUUGAUCAUGAAAGUAGAUUGGAAAUUUUGCAGAAUGAGAUGAAGGAAAAAGCCUUAUCUAAUGCAAAAUGGAAGCAAAUUCAGCAAGGCUUAAAUCAAUCUACAGAUGUUUACAGUUCAUUGGACAAUCACCUUCCAUUGGAAUUGGCAUGUGAAGAAGUUGAUGCACUCAGAGGAAGGUAUAUUCGUAGAUUAACUGCUGUACUUAUUCAUCAUAUACCAGCCUUUUGGAAAAUAGCACUUUCUGUUUUCAGUGGAAAAUUUGCUAGUACUUCUGCAAAUAAAGUUGAUGAUAAAAUUGGGGAUGGAAAGUUUUCAACGCAUUCCCUUGAUGAAGUUGCUGGAAUGAUUCUCAGUACUAUUUCUGCUUAUGAGGCGAAAGUACAUAGUACAUUUAAUGAUCUUGAAGAAUCAAAUAUUCUUCGUUCGUUUAUGAGUGAUGCUAUAAAGGAUAUUAGUAAAGCUUGCCAAGCUUUUGAAGCGAAGGAAUCAGCUCCCCUUGUUGCUGUUACUGCACUACAGACGCUUCAAUCAGAGAUAACAAAGAUUUACAUUUUAAGGCUUUGCUCAUGGAUGCGUGUAUCGACUGAGGAGAUUUCAAAUAAAGAAAUAUGGGUUCCAGUAUCAAUUAUUGAGAGGAACAAAUCUCCUUACACAAUAUCCUAUCUGCCUCUGGCUUUCCGUUCUGUUAUGGCCUCAGCAAUGGAUCAGAUCAGUUUGAUGGUUCAUCAGUCUCUUAGGAAUGAAGCCACAAAAUCUGAAGACAUGUUUGCUCAGUUUCAAGAUACCCAAGAAUCUGUUAGACUUGCAUUUUUGAACUGUUACCUGGAUUUCGCUGGUCAUUUGGAGCGUAUUGGGAAUGAGCUCUCACAAAGCAAAGAAGUAUCACAUUUGGAGAUUGGAUAUUCGAAUGAAUCAGAAGAAGACAAGUCAUUGACUGAUGUCCCAGAAAGUGUACAGGAUCCACAUCAAAGGCUCUUGAUGGUUUUAAGUAAUAUUGGCUAUUGCAAAGACCAACUUUCAUUUGAGUUGUACAACAAAUACAAACACAUCUGGCUGCAGGGUAGGGAAAAGGACGAAGAGGAGAGUGACGUACAAGAUCUUGUAAUGUCUUUUUCUGGGGUUGAAGAAAAGGUCCUUGAGAAAUAUACUUUUGCUAAGGCUAACUUGAUCAGAUCUGCUGCAGCGAACUAUUUGUUGGAUUCUGGGGUUCAGUGGGGUGCUGCACCUGCAGUAAAAGGUGUUCGGGAUGCAGCUGUUGAGUUACUGCACACUUUAGUAGCUGUUCAUGCCGAGGUUUUUUCUGGUGCUAAACCCCUUCUGGACAAGACACUAGGCAUUCUUGUGGAAGGUCUGAUUGACACUUUCCUCAGUCUUUUCCAUGAAAACAAGGAGACACAUCUUAGGUUGGUUGACGUGAAUGGUUUUUGUCAGCUCUCGAUCGAGCUUGAAUAUUUGGAGAACAUAUUGAACCCUUAUUUUACUUCUGAUGCAAGAGAGUCUUUGAGGUCCUUACAAGGUGUGAUUUUGGAGAAAGCAACAGAGAGUGCAAGUGAGGCUUUGGAGAAUCCAGGGCAUCACCGACGGAGACCUACCCGUGGUAGUGAAGAUGCACUUGCAGAUGAUGAGAGACAACAAGGAAUGAGUGUAUCACCAGAUGAUCUAAUUGCUCUUGCCCAACAGUAUACUUCGGAGUUGCUUCAGUCAGAACUCGAAAGGACUCGAAUCAACACAGCAUGCUUUGCGGAUUCAAUUCCUAUGGAGUUGGUGCCAGAACCUGUUAAGUCUGCUUAUGCUUCAUUCAGGGGUCCAAUGGACUCACCCAGCAGAAACUUUAGAGGGACACAUGUUACUGGAUCCCCAAGCUAUUCUCGCCAAAGACGUCGGUGAUCUUCCCAUGUCCUGGAAUUUUUUCUAGUUUCUAUUCAAAGUUUGGUGGUUUGGUUUGGUUUAAUUUGGUUUGGUUGAGUGAGUGAGUGAGUGAAAUCCAGUUAUUUUUUUAUUUAUGGUAAAUUCUAUAUGAAUAGACAUUGCUAAUCUCUGCAUAUUCUCCUAGUUUUAUUAAAUAAAAGACAUAACAUAUUUCUGGUAAUAAA
Molecule: messenger RNA, 3635 nt
Organism: Cannabis sativa
Lineage: Eukaryota; Viridiplantae; Streptophyta; Magnoliopsida; Rosales; Cannabaceae
Product: exocyst complex component SEC5A-like
Exons: 2
Coding region: 184-3429 (1081 amino acids)
Biological process (GO): Golgi to plasma membrane transport; exocytosis
Cellular component (GO): exocyst
Source: RefSeq, a predicted model, not a curated record